This is a messenger RNA of Drosophila bipectinata, 1584 nucleotides long. Its product is annotated as gram-negative bacteria-binding protein 2-like. Lineage: Eukaryota; Metazoa; Arthropoda; Insecta; Diptera; Drosophilidae. The record is from RefSeq and is a predicted model, not a curated record. Gene Ontology annotation, biological process: carbohydrate metabolic process. Gene Ontology annotation, molecular function: hydrolase activity, hydrolyzing O-glycosyl compounds.
AUGGGAAGAGGUUGUGUCUUAAUUUGGCUGGUCAGCCUCGUUUGUUCUUUGAGUGCGUUUACUUUAACGGAUCCAGAGGUGAAAGUUAAUGGCAGAAAAGUCUUCCUCUCGAUUCCUCCCGGAAAGCUAGAGAAUGUAAUUUCCAUUAUGUUUCAAGCGGAAAUUCAACGAAAAAAUAAGUGUGUUUCCUUUAAUGUUACCUACGCAACGCAUCCCUGGGAUAGUGAAUAUGAAAUGGAGUUUGAAAAUGAAAUAACAUCCGAUUCCUUAAUUCGAAUACGGACAAUAAUCGAAGGUACAGAUAAAAAAUUCACAAGCCUGGAAACAGUGCACAACGGUGAUGGCAAAAAAUCCGAGGGUCAGUUGUCAAAUAAAUCCCUAGAGUCUCUAAUGUCUAAAUGUCAACAACAAUCUUUGAUAAUCGAACCGUCGAAACCAAGUAAAGAUUCUUCGAACCAUACUUUCAAUCCUGGUCAACUCAUACUGGAAGAAAACUUUGACGGACAGGAGAUAAAUAAUUCAUUGUGGACGCAUGAGGUGCGGAACCUGUAUGAUAGUCGUUACGAGUUAGUUGUCUUUACGAAAGAAUCUAAAAACUCAAAAAUUGAUAAUAACAUGUUAAAUAUAACUGUAACUAGAAAUACGGUUGCGAAGAAUAAUAGUGAUAUUUUAAGAGAUUGCACCACCACCAAAGAUGUCACAUCAGAGUGCAGAUUGACAUAUCCAGAUUGUAAAGACAAAGAAAAUCAACAUAAUAAAAUGUGUAGGCCCAAACCAUUUGACCACGAUAUGAAUGGGUCUGCCAGCAUUCACACCAAAAAAAAGUUCUCCUUCAAAUAUGGACGAAUUGAAUUCCGGGGAUUAUUGCCGAGAGGAGAUUUUAUAGUCCCAAACAUUGUUUUGAAACCGACCGACUACACACCUUGUGAUAAGUUAUCUCCGCAAAUUCGUUUAUUUUCGAGAGGAAAUAAGAUGCUGCAAACGAAAGGAGAUUUGAGAGAUUUUAGCGGGAAAACUCUUUUUGGCAGUGUUUUACAUUGGGAUUUAUGUCCGGAUAAACCCAUGAAGUGCAGCUUCGAUAAAUAUGUUUCCAAGAAAAGUGAAACAGAAUUUUCCAAAGAUUUUCACAAUUAUACUAUCAUUUGGAGACAUGAUAAGAUCAUUUUCAAGGUUGACGGCGAGUCGAUUGGUAAAAUAACGGAUCAACAAAUUUUAAAAAAAUUUCAAACACAAUGUUAUCUGACUCUUGGUUUAACCGUCGGCGGUUUUGAAAACUUUAACCCUGAUAUUCUAAUCGAGCAGCACUUGGGAGCUUACAAACAUACACCAUCAAUGUUGAAAAGUUCAUUGAAAUUCCUCAAUGAUUGGAAGCAGCCCUCACUAGUUAUUGACUAUAUUCGAGUCUAUGCACUUGACGAGAGGGGAUAUUAAAAAUGCAAAGAUUUAUCAAGUAAAGUCCUCUUCACCGUGCCAAAAAGUUGUUCGCUUUUAAAUAAAAAGAAUUUCUUGUAGAGAAUAUAAUAGAUUUGAAAAUCAUUUACUAUGACAAUAUCAAAAUUACAAUUAAAUCUUAAUUAAAACGUU